AUGAUGCGCAUCAGACUUGAGCUGGAACGAAUAGCCUCUCCAGCUGUCCAGUUGGAGGAACCUGAACGGAACAUCACCCUUGGAAAUGACCAAACAUUCAAGGAUGUUUUGCACACACACGAACAAAAUUUCUCCAAAACGUUGUUUGAACAGGAUCUCCGAGUUGAAGAGCGGCUCAGCAGAGUUGAGGCACUUUUGAAGGCUCAGACAACACAAAUGCAGGUCUCUCAGGUGUCCCAAAUGGGGUCACUUUACGAUGUUUCGCCGCCAGCUUAUAGGAAACGAGCAACGCUUCCAAUGAGCCCCAUAUCCGAGGAGCACCUACGAAUGCGGUCGGAGGCGGUCGGAGUCCGUCUCAGACAGACUCAGUACAGCUGCAGACCGAAAUGUCCAUGUGCUUGCCACACUCAGCAGAGGUCUGUUAGUCCUUCAUUUAUGAAGCAGGCUCUUGGGCAGCUCUUCGUUGGUUAUGCCGGGCUGCCUGUUCUGGGUAACAAAUGUGAUGCCUUGACAUGCGAGAGGAGUCAGAUUCCCAGCAUCAAUGUCGAGUACUGGUUUCCACUGGGCUUCUGUUGGUCCCAAAUCAUCAGAUUGCAAUUCGCAUACCAGACGAAUAUAGGCCCAUCUUUCCAAAUAAGUACUCUGAGGAGGGUACCGGACUCGGCUCAGAGUGUGAGCUUUUCUCUGAGCGGCAAUAUCGAUGGACUGAAAAGACUCCUUAGUCAGGGUCUAGCAUCGCCCAGGGACGUCAGCUCAACAAGAGGCUACUCACUACUUCGGUGGGCAUUGUACGGUCAACAAUAUGAGAUGUGCAAAUUCCUCAUGAACGCUGGUUCCCAGGUGCUGACCCUACUUAUCGCCGCAAGUGAUGAUUGCCCAAGCGACAAGGCUUGCGAUAUAAUUCUCAGGGGCGGCCUUCCGCGCGAGGUUGUUGAGAUCCUAAGGAUCAUCGCCGAAGGGAGUGACUUUAUGGACGACCAAAACUUCACAGCCUUGCACAAAAUAGUGCUGGGGCUUUCGUACCACAGCCUGGAGCAAGAGAUUUGCAAGGACCCAAGCAAUGUGGACCUCAGAGACUCGACGGGAAGGACGCCAUUGCAGUGGGCCGCAGCUCGAGGUGACAAGACUGCUGUGGUGACGCUACUCAGCUACGGCGCGGAUCCAAACAACAUGGACAAGAAGCUCAACACCCCUUUGACUCUUGCUGCGAAUCAGAAUCAUACGAUAUGUGUGCGACUCCUUUUAGAAGCUGGUGCUCUGCCCGACCUAAGGCUUCCGGACGGGGUGAAGUUUGGCACGCCUCUAAACUGUGCCGCUCGCAAUGCAACAGAUCCAAUGCUAAUGAAGACAUUACUGGACUUCAAUGCUAACAUUGAGGCAAGCGGUGUGGACGGCAUGACACCUCUUCUGCAUGUGGCACGGGGCAGCAGUGCGACCCAAGCAAUGCUACUCUUGGAGUACGGCGCAAACAUCAACGCCACAUCCAAAACAGAGCAGACUCCUUUGACAGCAGCUAUCGAGCACAACAAUCACGGUGUUCUGAGGCUGCUUUUGGAGCGAUGGUUCGAGUAUAACGAAUGCCCACGACUCAAGGGACCAAACUUGCUCGAGGUAGUCGCCCAGUAUGCCGACGCUCAGACAAUGCAGAUACUGGCAGCCACCGAACAUCUGCGUGCCCGCACAGAUAAUACAUACAUCAUCGAGCACUGUUUUCAAGUCCUGGAAGCCCGAACUGACGCGUCGGAGAAACUUCUCGGCGCUUUCAAUGACCUGAUAUCUGUUUUAAAGAGUGUUGACAACUCUGCAAGGGGCAUCGAUAGCAAGAUGGAAGCCGGACUCAUUGGUCACUUUGAGGCUCUAGAAAUGUCAGAUCAAGACUCAGAUUCAGAUCUUACAUUUGAGGAUGCGAAAGAGCAUUUGCAGCCUCUCUUGGAGCCUACACCAUCGGCCUGUCCAGCAUUCAUACUUCAGAAGAGAACAACCAUAUGA
Molecule: messenger RNA, 1989 nt
Organism: Diaporthe batatas
Lineage: Eukaryota; Fungi; Ascomycota; Sordariomycetes; Diaporthales; Diaporthaceae
Exons: 3
Coding region: 1-1989 (662 amino acids)
Molecular function (GO): protein binding
Source: RefSeq, a predicted model, not a curated record